Messenger RNA from Megalopta genalis, 7354 nucleotides. The record is from RefSeq and is a predicted model, not a curated record. NCBI's taxonomy places the organism in Eukaryota, Metazoa, Arthropoda, Insecta, Hymenoptera, Halictidae.
ACCGCCGCCUACGUUCAAGUCGAAUUCAACAUUGACCGUCGUCGGACGGGCCUCGUCGCCGGGGCGAAACCUGUCUCGCGUGCACGCGUCGCCGAUCGUGACGGACUAUGACGGUAACGGGCAUCAAGGCCCAUGCGAACGCUAUAAUGUGCUGGCGCGUUACGGUGAACCUUGUUAUGUGAACGUCCUGCGACAGGGACCCGGCUGUUCCUCGUACAAGCUAGUAUGAGCAUAUCCCAGGACAGCGCCGCCACGAUCGUCUGCAGGGAGGUCUUCGACGAGACGUCGCAUCCGUCGAACGAAGAGGUGCUCGACUAUGCGAGGCACUUGGGAAUUGACCCCGAUGCGGAGCCGCACCUCAUGGACCUGGCCCGGGAAGGCCUCAUGGCGGCCUUGCCGAAGGGUUGGCGGCCAUGCCUCGUGGAGUCGACUGGAGCUUGGUACUACUACCAGACUUCCACCGGAACCACCACCUGGGAGCACCCGUUGGACGCCGUGUACAAAGAACUGGUCGAGCAGGCCAGGGCAGGCAACGCCAGGCAAAUGAGCGUCGAAGAGGAUUCGAAGACAACGGCCAAGGAACUAGAGUCGCACGAGGAGGCGACGUUGCCCAAAGAAGCGUCCUCUUCCAAGGACCCGACUAAGUGCUCCAGCAAGAUCAGCUUGCCGCCGACCAGGAUCCCCACGAAAUUGACACCGCUGAAAAAGCCGGAGAAAUUGGAAGGUGCGCGAAGGAAGGAGAGCCUGACCCAAGAGAAGCCGCUUAAGCUGCAAAUUGACAAGCCGGACACCCCGUUGGCGAACGACAGGGCCGCCAGAGACUACACCAACCUGAAGUUCCAGGACCCUAUGUUCUACGAAUGCCCGAAGCUUCUGGAGAACGUCGCGUCCCCGUCGGCGUCGACGGUGUCCGCCACGCCCUCCGCGAAGGAGCUGGACUUGAAAGAGGUUCUGAAGAGGUCCGAGUCCCUGAGCCCGAGGAACGAGAAGUGGGAACAGCUGUCCUGCAAGUUCAGCCCCGAGGAGAGUAUCAUCGACAUCGACAAACUCAGCGCUUCCACGUUGUUCAAGUCGGAGAAGACGGAGAAGUUCGACAAAGAGAAACACCCGAGCCAGUUCGGCCAGCAGAAGGAGCUCACGUUGAGUGGCGGGGGCACGAUGUUUCUGAAGAGCAACAGGAGCAGAGAUAAUACGCCCAGUCAAGAGGCUGCUAAGCUCGACGACUUCCGGGCCGUCACGAUCAGCGACGACACCACCACCGUUGGGGGAGACAGGCUUAAGUCCAUUCUCAGGGAGAAGCAGUCGGAGGAUGAUUCAGAAGAUCCAGACUAUUCAUCGUUAUCAAAAGAGUCCUCCGGCCAUUAUGACAGACCAGCUGACGAGGAGCGUAAAAGCGUCCGAUUCGACAUAUCGAAGGAGAUGGACAUCAAGUUCAUGUAUUUGGAGGAGGACUGGGACUCGGAAUCGGAGGAGCAGAACGUCCGGAUAUCCGCGGUGGUGACGAACAAGCUCACCGGCUCGGUUCUGUCCGCGGAAAGCUCCGACGGGCAAAGCUUCGACGACAAAGAGGACCCCGAGAACCGAGAGGACUCGGAGAGCAAGCCUGACGAGGACACCGGGAAGAGUUCGUCGUCGGACAAGCCGGAGCCGUCGACGAAGAACGCGAAGAUCGUCGGCAAGAGGUUCGUCGUUCAGAACGUCUCCGAGAACGAGCAUCGUGAUCAGAUGGCCAGGGAAAGCCUGUCGAGGGACAGCAUGUCCAUCGAGAGCAGCCUGGACUACCAGCCGAACAAGAUCGACAACGUGAAGAACGUACGGCGGAAGAGCAAGCCGAAGAAGCCGGCGAUCAGGUUCUCGAAAGAGAGGCAGACCGACGACGACGACACGUCGGACAUGUCGAAGGUGCAUCAGGAUCUGGAUUUCCCGGGGCAGGAGAGCGGCGGCCUGAAGAGUUACGAGGAGACGAAGGCGCAGCUGAUGAAGGAGCACGAGGAGGACAUCGAAAUGCUGAAGAAAGAGUACGAAGAGAAGCUGGAGAAGACGAGAUGGGACCUCGAGGAGGACUUCGCGGCGCAGAAGGAGCUCUUGGAGAAGAAUAUGAACGAUAGGUUGGAGCAGCUGAGGAUCGAUAUUGCUCAGAAGGAGGAACGGGAGAUUCAGAAGCUGAUCGCUGAGAUGGACGAGGCGAGGCUGGAGAACCUAAAGAAAGUGAAGGCCGAGUUGGAGGUCUGCUACGAGAAGGAGAGGCAAGAGAUUCUGACGAACUUGAAGAUUGAACUGGACGAAAGGAAGAAGGAGCUGCUGGAGCUGAGGAACCAGGAGAUGGGCAAGCUGGAGGACGAGCACGAGCGCGACCUGGGCGAGGAGAAGCUCGCCAAGCUCAGCGAGAUAGAGCUGACGAAACAGCACAACGAGAGAAUCGAGACGUUGAAGAAGGAGCUGGAGAAAGAGUUCGACGAGGUGCGCGCCGAGCUCUGGGUACGGCAGAGGGAGAAAAUCACGAAAAUUACGGAGGAUCACGAGAAGUGCCUAGAGGAUAUUCUGCGUAAUUUCCGGAUCGACGAGACCGUAGCCCAGCAGCAGAUCUACAAGCAGCGUUUAGGGGAUAUCUGGCCGGGCAGGUCCGUGGAGAUCAAGGCGAGGAAACUGGCCGAGCAACGGUCCUUCCAGCAGGAGAGCGUCGACAUCGAGAAGAUGAGGUCCGAGAACCGUCUGAUGCAGGACAAGUAUACGGCGCUCCGGGAAAAGUACAAGAAGCUGAAGAACGACGUUCGCCUGGCCGUCGAGAGGAGGAGCUGGAGGAAGGCGGAGUACAACACGACCUCCGAGACCGAGAAGUCGACGUCCACCAGGACCAGGACCGAUAUAACCGAGUCGUCGGAACAAAAUACCCCGGUGAGGAACACGCGGUCUAGCUCUGCGACGCGAAACGGAAAGCCGCCGGAGGCUCGGUCCGCGGCCGAUCAGUCCGAGGAUCAGCCGGAAGCGGACGCCUCCAGCUCGCAGAAGACGACCGCCCCGGGCUGCCAGAAGACGGCCGCCGGAACGAACUCGAAGACCGCCGCGAAAUUCGAGUCCGACGACACGACCACCACCGCCAGCGAGACGAACGCGAACAUGAUGAUGAUCAGGAAGAAGAAGAGCCUCGGCAAGAGAACGGCCAGCGCAGUCAGGGUCAGCUCGAGCGCCGCCAACAACAGCAACAACAACAACAACAAUCCCGAGAAUCCGGUCGAGAAUAUCAGGAAGCAGCUAGAGAAGCUCGAAGAUCUCGGUGAUCAGCUUCCUAGCAAUGAAACGGCCUACACCUUGCGAUAUCCUUUCCAAGACAAAGCUCCGGCGAACGCCUCUUCGGAGUUGGAAUUCUUCCGGCACCGAAUCCACGUCGAGAGAGACUCCGUGAGGAGGGCACAGGAGGCGUUACGAGACCAGGAGACCGCUUUUCAGAGACGACAGAGAGCUUGGAAGCAAAGCAGCGCACGGGCCACCCUAGAACAAUUAGUUCAGGAAGAACGCGAGCUAUCAGAUGUGGAAGUGAGUUUGCACCGUACGAAAAGCCUACUCGGGGAGAAGGUGAUACAUUUGAGACACUUAGAGCAAACUCUGGAGAGAGUUGCCAGCGCAAGACGGAACGAGAACGACGCGAGUUCUACAAGAAACGACGAAUUAACUUUGAGCGAUAUGUCUAGCGCGAGCAGCGGCUUCAGCUCCACUGAUGUGGGAACGGAUCCGUUUAUAGACAAACCGGAUCACUACCAGGAGUCGACGGAAAUCAUCGCAAGCCUGGAAAACCUAAAUUCGGAAAUACGUGAGAUCUGGGGCGUCCUAAGCAAACGGCAGGACAGUAACGUGCCACCGCCCCCAACUCUGAUGUACUCUUAUUUGCGAUGGCUACGGUUUCAUCAUCUCGCCGCGCAGCCGAAUAAUGUUCAAGGAACAUUUGGUACUCCGAAUAUACAGUCGAACAUCUUAUCCCAACUGACAGCUGCGCAACCACCGGCCGCCACCACGCAAAACAUGAUCGCCCAAUACGGUCCUAACAGUGGUUUCACGACCAGCGUCGGCACCGUCGAGAAGACCACCUCGAACCUGAUGGAACGAACAUGGAACCUGAGGGACUGGUUACGGCAAGCUCGCGUCGAGAACACCGACCUGAUCACACCGGGACAGGCGACCCUCUGAGGAGGACGCGCUCGUCGUCCGCUAAAAUGCAAAAAUUCGUUUCCAAAUGUCAACCGGCACGCGAAAUGAUAUUAUGUCCUACGCGCAUCGGGGAUGCGAACUGAAACCCCAUCGAGCUGUUUCGUGUAUACCAAAUAGUCUGUGUGAUUUCGCGACGAAGUUAGAUCACUUUGGGAGUUCUUUAAUACGACGUUGAUCAACGUAGAGAUCGAAUUCAUUAGACGUAAGAAAGUUGGAACGCCUAUCAUCAUAGUCCGUCGGGAUUUGUGCAAGGAUUUCGUUCCCGAUCGCUGGACCGAGGAUCUUUAUGCAUUCACGUGUCGCCAAGAAAGAUAACUUCGACGUGAGAAACCGCGGAAAGAUCCACGGUCCAGCGAUUAUUAUCGAUCGCGACAUUCCCAUCACUGUUUUCAGUAGUUUUAGUCGAGAUUAAUCGUUUAGUUGAAUACUGCGAGGAGAUUUAGUCGCCCGUUUUGUUGACGUAGAAUCGUGCAUGUCCUCGAAACUAGUCGCACAGUGUCAUAUUCGAUUUAAUUGUGCCGGGUGUUCGAUGAGCAGUGACAGUUUGUCGUCAAACAUUCGUUUCUCCAUCGAUUUUAUCCACGGAUUCGAAUCCUUUUUUGGAAAGAUCGCGAGACAGUUUUUAACCCCAUCUUUCCAAUCGUUAAAUCAGUUGACGUUUGUCUUACGCUUCUCUUAACGGACAUACUUUCGCUGCUCUUUGGACACCGGCAUCUCGUGUUCCGUACGUUCCUAAUCUAGUUAUUUAUUUCACGGAAUGCCUCGGCGUGAAUUACUGACCAAAUCAGCAUCGUGUCAUUUGGAAGCGAGUUUCCUGUCGAUCGUCGUUAGAAUAAGUCUCAAAAUCGUGCUCGUUCCGGCCUAGGCCGGUCUGAAAAGCCUCACAUCCGCUUGUUCCUAACGAGUUCUGUUCAUCUCUUCGCUGAAUCAGCAAUCAAGACUGGCAACGUGCGCAUAGAAUCGCCAUGAUUCCCGUACGGCUACAUAGCGUACCUCGAAAGAAUCUCUGUAAGAGCCGAGCAGCUCGAACGAUAUACCACGAAAUAAUACCGUUUCGUGUGAAGUUCGUUUCGCCCGUGAAGCAAAAGCGUCUCACUGAAGAAUGAUGAAUGAGAAGCCACUGGAUUCGCCAAGUUUGAAUGUGGACGAAGGAACAAGACGUGCGUGCGAGUGAUUUCCGCGUGAAAUGUAUAGUUUGACCGACCGAGACGGGAAUUAUGAUAAACGGGAGUGGCCCGAACCGCGGGCCACGCCUCCUCGCCGCGUCGCGCUGUGUUGUUGGCUGCAGCUACUGACGCUGAACAGUAACGUUUAGCAGUGAUUUAUUAACCUGACCGAUCAGACUUUAUUUAUAAUUUCGUUUUAAAUAAGCUAUAUACUUUUUAGAGAUUUCUUGAUCUCGUUCUAGGAUUCUUAGGAAACUUUUCUUUCAGCAGCAACGCGACCUGUAAAUUUGUUCUUUGUUGCAGUUGAGAUGUGUUUACUCUGGUGACAAAAUAUUCAGAAAAAUUCGAUCAUCCGUUUCCUGUUUGAGAAACUGCGCGCUACAGUGAUUCGGUGUUUACAGUGAUGAGACAUAAUUAUCUGAAUACGAACAAGAGAGAGAGAAACAAAAUUAUUAACAAACCGACGAUUGUGUCUAUUUCGGCACAUAGACACUUUUUAAUCGAAGACUUUAUUUUCUUUGUUUACUGACGCUCGAACGACGGACUCGGGGUCCAUUCGGACCCGGAGUGGAAAAAAUUGAUAAUUGAAUGUCAGAUUCUCGCGUGUUUCGUCAAUGCCUAUAGAAAAACUAACGUAUCUAGAAGAAAUACCGUGAAAAAUAUGUUGAACAAAAAUUGAUAAAUAAAAAGAUAAACGAUCGUAAGUAUCCCUAGUUAUAUUUUACCAGAAAGGUCCGCCGUUCAAGGGUUGAAUAAAUAGCGCGGUGGGUACAUCUUAGUUGUGACAAGUAGAUUGUGGAUUUUACGUAGUCAUGAUGAAAAUGACUAGGUGAAAUUCCAAGCAGUGAAGACAUUAACCUCUUGCCAUAUUUUAAUGUACCUGACUCGCGAAGGGGAUGUUUCGUAACGUCUUGUUAAAUAUAGACGUUAUUCAGUUUUUCUCAAGCCGGAAUAAAAUUCUGUUCCAUUGCAAUCAAUAUUUAAGCAUGCGCGUAAAUAUAGACACACACAAUGAAUAUUAAUUUUCUCUGCUCUUAAUGUAAGAAAAUCCUUACAUUCGUAGCCGUUCAAAUCAGCGUAACUGUGAAGAAAAUGGUACGGCAAGGGGUUAAAUGAACUUAGGGACAUUCGUACGUUUUAAAGAGGAAACAGUCUUUUUUAUUAAAAUCAAACAAUCGAUCACGAAAAUUUGCGUCUGAAAAAAAUAUUCUCACGAACAACUUCCGCAAGCGUUUUCACCGUUUGAAGGAAAGUCGACGAGCUUGAUUUCAAGGCUGUUGAUUGCCGAUAUUUUCAGCAGUGCCGUAUUCGGUCGGCCACACUACGGGAACCUUCGGGCUUGUUCUUUUGUAAAUAAGAAUUCCUCGGUGCCCGCACGUCUCGGUACGGUCCGCUGGUUCCUCCUCCCGACCGUCUGUCGAUCCUUAACAUAUAUUUUCGAGAACGAUUUUUUCCCGCGAGCGUGAGGCGACUGUAAUUGUACGUAUCUCUAAUUAACCUAUACGCUCUAACUACGAUAUAUACGUAUAACCGACUACGAAUCGUUUUACGUAAAUGUUGAUCGACCCGGCGCGGGCUCUUCGACGACCGGGAAGCGUCGGCCGCGGUCCGGCCCUCUCCCCUACGUUUCCCCGAGCGCGGAAUGUGAUCGCAGCCAAUCAAAAUUACUUUGUAAAGAGACUCGCAAGACUUUGGAGGGGGCCGCGGGAUAUUAUAACGAAGCUUCGGGAUCCGGUCGCUUCCCGAGCCUCGAAGUUCGGCCGCGCGCGAAACCUCGCCCCGUUUCGCCCCCGACACGUGUCUCUCGAUUGCCAAAGUUUCGUAAUUAUCGACACUCUUAAUCAUAAUCACACACGCGUACUACUACGAUGAUAUUUACAGGGACAGUAGAGGCGGUGUAAUUGCCAAACGCGUUUCUGGCACGGCCCGACAAACCCAGAGGCGGUUCAAUUUACAGCAAUGUCUCUCUAGUUGACGCUCGGAUU